CCUGUUGACAGACGACAGUAGUGAAGUAACCAAACCAACUUGUCUAUCUAUGGACCAAAUCUAUUGGCUUUAAGCAUGUCAACUUGUAUUUCUACUGUUUCAAUACACCCCGGAUAUUUUUAACGGAGUCCCGGAGUUUUAACGUUUUCGUUAACAACAAAAUAUCAAUAUCAGCUUUCAUAUAACGGCUGUUUAGUGUGAAGUUUAACUUGACCACGAGAAUGGCCGACUUUAUUGAAUCCGAAGCAGAGGAAAGUAGUGAGGAAGAGCUGGAGCCCCAUGAGCGCAAAAAGCCGAAAAAAGUUAAAGCAAUGGACGAUAGUUCUGAAGAAGAAGAAGAUGACGAUGAAAGACUAAGAGAGGAAUUAAAAGAUCUAAUUGAUGAUAACCCAAUUGAGGAAAGUGAUGGUGAAGACUCUGAUGCAUCACGUGGUCAGAAAAGAAAGAAAUCCGAUGAUGAAGAUCUUGAUGAUCGUUUAGAGGAUGAAGAUUACGAUUUGCUUGAGGAAAAUUUAGGUGUCAAAGUGGAGAGACGCCCCAAAUUCAAGAGACUGAAGAAGAUGCAGGAUGAAGAAAGUGACGGAGAAGAAGAGAACGAUGCUGAACAAGAUAGAGAGCAAAUAGCGAAUGAUCUUUUUUCAGAAGAUGAUGACGAAAGACAUUCAGAACGUAGCCAUCGGCCUGCUGCCGAACCUGAACAUUUUGGGGAGGAAGAGGAUGAGGGCGACUAUUCAGACGCUGAUGAUUUUAUUGUUGACGAUGAUGGGAAGCCUAUAGCAAAAAAGAAGAAGAAACCAAUCUUUUCCGACGCCGCGCUGCAGGAGGCCCAAGAAACAUUUGGAGUCGAUUUCGAUUAUGACGAAUUCUCUAAAUAUGAUGAUGAGUACGAUGAAGAGGAGGAGGACGAAGAAGACGAAUAUGAAGAAGAUGAAGAAGGCGAGAGAAGACGUCGUCAGAAGAAAGCAGCCAAGAAGCGGCCAACAAAAAAGUCAAUCUUUGAAAUUUACGAACCUUCAGAACUGAAAAGAGGGUUUUUCACCGAUUUGGACAAUGAAAUUCGAAGCACAGAUAUACCAGAAAGGUUGCAGCUACGCGACGUACCUCUUUCAGCUGUCCCAGACGAUUCCUCCGAACUAGACGACGAAUCGGAGUGGAUUUACAAACAAGCCUUUUGCAGGAGCACCGUAUCUAAUAUAGAUGCCAAUCUUACACAGGAAGCACGAGAUAAACAGCGCAAGGGCCCUCAGACAGUUGGAAAAAUUCGGAAAGCUUUAGACUUUAUGCGAAACCAACAACUGGAAGUGCCGUUUAUUGCUUUCUAUAGAAAAGAGUAUGUUCAGCCUGAAUUGAACAUCAACGACUUGUGGAAGGUGUACAGGUACGACGCGAAAUGGUGCCAAUUGAAAGGCCGGAAAGAAAAUCUACUCAAUCUACUGGAGAAAAUGAGAUCGUACCAAAUGGACCAGAUUAUGCAAGACCCGGAUGCACCUAUACCCGAUAAUGUCAGGUUGCUGAAAGAGUCUGAUAUUGAGUAUCUGAGAAACGUGCAAACUGCUGAAGAGCUUAACGACGUUCACAAUCACUUCAUACUGUAUUAUGCGCAGGAUUUACCAGCGAUGCACGCCGCCUGGAAGGUCAAAGAAAAGGAAAGAAAAAAACAGGAUAGGCGUCAAGCCAGAUUGAAAGCACUAGCUGAAGCUGAAGAUGGAGGCGCUGAGACCGUCGAAGACUUUCCGGACGAUGAGCAGAACAACGAUCCAGAGCCGGAAACUAUCAGAUAUGCAAAUCGAUCAGGAUCAUAUGCACUGUGCAUAAAAGCAGGACUGAAUUCGUUAGCUAAAAGAUUUGGUUUAUCUCCGGAACAUUUUGCUGAAAAUCUUCGCGACAAUUAUCAGCGACACGAGGUCGAUCAAGAGUUAACUGAGCCUGCUGAAUUAGCCAAAGAAUAUAUUUGCCCCAAGUUUCAGACAGUUGAGGAGGUUUUACAAGCUGUCAAAUACAUGGUAGCACUCCAAAUAGCCCGUGAGCCGCUUGUACGCAAAUGUGUGCGUGAAGUAUUCUACGAAAGAGCCAAAAUCAGCGUAGCUCCAACCAGAAAAGGUCAAAAAGUUAUCGACGAAUCGCACAAUUGCUAUGCCUUAAAGUAUAUAAAGAAUAAGCCGGUCAGAGACCUAACAGGAGAUCAGUUUCUAAAGUUAACACUUGCGGAAGAAGAACUGUUGGUGAAGAUUAAGAUCAGCGACAACAUUGAAGGCCACACUUCUAAUUCAUACUUUGAUGAAGUGAAGCAGCUGUACAUCCGUGACGAAUUCAGCAAAAACGUCCAGGAAUGGAAUAAAGUGCGUGCUGAAUGUGUUGAAAGAGCGCUGCUGCGUUGCGUAAUUCCCGAUUUGCAGUCGGAAAUCAAGCUUGUGCUUGUGAAUGAAGCUAAGGAAUUCGUCUUGAAGGCUUGCUGUCGCAAACUGUACAACUGGAUAAAAAUAUCGCCUUAUCAGGUCGAAUUCCCCGAGGAGGACGAAGACGAGUGGAACACCAGCAAAGGUAUUAGAGUGAUGGGUUUAGCGUAUGAACCGGAUUAUUCGCAAUCUGCAUUUACUUGUAUCUCAGCGCCUGAUGGUGAUAUAACUGAUUACCUGCGGCUGCCGCACAUUUUAAAGAGAAAGAACAGCUGGAGGCAGGAGGAAAAGUUACUGAAAGAAGCCGAUUUGAUGGCUCUACGGAACUUUAUUUAUUCGAAAAAACCGCACGUCAUAGCGAUUGGAGGAGAAUCGCGUGAAGCCCUAAUGAUCGCAGAGGACUUACGAGGCGUUGUGCAAGAACUGGUCGAAUCUGAACAAUUUCCCACUAUUAAAGUGGAAAUUAUUGACAAUGAGUUAGCCAAAGUAUAUGCAAAUUCGAAUAAAGGAGUCGCGGAUUUCCGGGACUACCCAGAGUUACUAAGGCAAGCCAUAUCUUUGGCUAGGAAAAUGCAGGAUCCGCUGAUCGAAUACUCACAACUGUGCAACAGCGAUGAGGAAAUUCUCAGUUUACGGUUUCACCCUUUGCAGGAGCAAAUCACAAAAGAGGAGCUCCUGGAAGCAUUGUGCUUGGAAUUUGUUAACCGUACCAAUGAAGUGGGAGUAGACGUCAAUCUCGCCGUUCAGCAAGUGCACAAGAGCCACCUGAUUCAGUUCAUUUGCGGUCUGGGGCCGAGAAAAGGCCAAGCUUUACUGAGGGUACUGAAGCAGACGAAUCAACGGCUAGAAAACAGAACGCAAUUGGUGACCGCGUGCCACAUGGGUCCCAAAGUUUUCAUUAAUUGUUCUGGCUUUAUUAAGAUCGACACGAACAGUCUAGGCGACAGCACCGAGGCGUACGUCGAAAUUCUCGACGGCUCCAGAGUGCAUCCCGAAACAUAUGAAUGGGCACGUAAAAUGGCUGUCGAUGCUCUGGAGUAUGACGAUGAUGAAGGGGCGAAUCCAGCCGGAGCUUUGGAGGCAAUUCUAGUGACGCCCGAACGGCUAAAGGAUCUCGAUUUGGACGCGUUCGCUGAGGAGCUGGAACGUCAAGGAUUUGGCAAUAAAAGCAUUACUUUGUACGAUAUUCGGGCCGAGUUGAACAGCCGCUACAAGGAUCUGCGAACGGCUUAUCGUCCCGCCAAUUCGGAGGAGCUGUUUGACAUGCUCACCAAAGAAUCGCCAGAUACUUUCUAUAUUGGAAAAAUGGUCCAGGCUAGUGUUAUUGGUAUUGCCCGCAGGAAACCACAAGGUGAACAACUGGACUCCGCCAAUCCUGUUCGUAACGAUGAAACUGGAUUGUGGCAAUGUCCUUUCUGCUUGAAAAAUGACUUUCCUGAAUUGUCCGAUGUGUGGAACCAUUUCGAUGCUGGCUCCUGUCCCGGACAGGCCACAGGAGUAAAACUGCGACUAGACAAUGGCAUUUCUGGCUACAUUUAUAUUAAGAAUUUGAGUGAUAAAACUGUGUCGAACCCAGAGGAACGGGUCGGCAUCGGUCAGCUGAUACACUGCCGAAUAAUCAAGAUUGAUGUCGAACGGUUCUCGGUUGACUGCACGUCGAAGUCGAGCGAUUUGCUAGAUAAAAACCACGAAUGGAGGCCCCCGAGAGAUCCGUAUUACGAUCAAGAUCAAGAAGACAAAGACAAUAGAAUGGAAGCCGAAAAGAAAAAGGACAAACAGAAGCAAACUUACAUUAAACGUGUGAUCGUUCAUCCUGCUUUUCAUAACAUUUCCUAUACGGAAGCAGAAAAGUGCAUGGCCGACAUGGACCAAGGAGAAGUAAUAGUCAGACCAUCGAGCAAAGGGGUUGAUCAUCUUACCAUUACCUGGAAGGUCGGAGAUGGGAUUUACCAACAUAUCGAUGUGAAAGAGCAAGGGAAAACGAACGCCUUUUCGCUGGGAAAGUCCCUUUGGAUUGGCAAUGAGGAGUUUGAAGAUCUAGAUGAGAUUAUUGCUCGUCACGUUAAUCCCAUGGCGUCUUAUGCCAGGGAUAUGCUUUAUUUCAGGUAUUACAAGGACACUAAUGGGGGUCUGAAGGAUAAAGCUGAAGACUACAUCAAAGACGAGAAGAAAAAAAACCCGGCCAAAAUUCACUACAUUGUGAGCGCGGCGAAAAACUACCCUGGCAAGUUUAUGUUGUCCUAUUUGCCCAGAUCUAAAGUGAAACAUGAAUAUGUCACCGUCACUCCCGAAGGCUUCCGCUUCAGACAACAAAUGUUCGAUUCUGUCUCAUCGCUGUUCAAAUGGUUUAAAGAGCAUUUUAGGGAUCCGAUUCCAGGUGGAACCCCCAGCACCCCUCGAAUGAGUGGCUCUAGUGGACGCACUCCCUAUCAAGGUACUGCUAGCACACCGUUCAAUAGCAUGAACGCAGAAACCAUUCAACGGGUCGCCCAGAAUUUGCCCAGUCACAUGUUACAAAGUUUGUCAGCUGUGGCCAAUCAAACUCCUCACUACCCGCAUACCCCCGGUGGAGCUUAUGGGGCCAAUUACCUGAACACCCCGUACACUCCCAGCGGACAGACACCAUUUAUGACCCCCUACCAGACUCCCCAUACACAACAGACACCGAGAUAUGGUCAAUCGACACCAUCGCCGAUGCAAUCGGUGCCUCCCGGAACAUUCCUGCAUCCGGGUUCAGUUACCCCAGCUAGUCAAAGUAGUCCGUUUUCCCGUAUGAGCCACCACCGAAGCGCCCCGGGGCACGGAUUACCAUCCAGGAACUCGGUCACAUCAAGUUCCUAUCGGUCGGGCGGAUACAGUCAUUCGGAACAGAUGGAUUGGCAGAAAGCUGCUGAAGCGUGGGCCGCAAGAAGUAGAGGUGAGUAGUGCCCGGUUUCUCAACAUUUGCCCUUAUUGGUUCCAUAACUAUGUAGUGUAUAAAGCCGUUAUAAUAAAGUGUUAUAAGACC
Molecule: messenger RNA, 5403 nt
Organism: Dendroctonus ponderosae (mountain pine beetle)
Lineage: Eukaryota; Metazoa; Arthropoda; Insecta; Coleoptera; Curculionidae
Product: transcription elongation factor SPT6-like
Exons: 12
Coding region: 222-5321 (1699 amino acids)
Biological process (GO): nucleosome organization; positive regulation of transcription elongation by RNA polymerase II; mRNA transcription by RNA polymerase II
Cellular component (GO): transcription elongation factor complex
Molecular function (GO): histone binding; nucleosome binding; DNA binding
Source: RefSeq, a predicted model, not a curated record